Molecule: messenger RNA, 420 nt
Organism: Coprinopsis cinerea okayama7#130
Lineage: Eukaryota; Fungi; Basidiomycota; Agaricomycetes; Agaricales; Psathyrellaceae
Exons: 6
Coding region: 1-420 (139 amino acids)
Source: RefSeq, a predicted model, not a curated record
AUGCGUGCUUUUCACACAUGUAUUGCUGAGAAGUGCUGUGAAGUCCCAGGUAACUGCGUGGUUCUAGCGCAAUUAUUCCAGCCAUUUGAAGGGCUUAAAUACUGGCGAACUGUUGCACACAGCACACUGGCACUAAUCAUUCAAUUUAUGACUGUCAUGUCCCGUAUCAAGGACGACAUCCUCCUUGUGCAGCCCUCUGAAAUGUCUACGUCCGAGGCACCUCAGCACUUAUCGUCGGCCAUUGUGCUCUUUCUUUCGACCAUCUGCUCUAUCCCUGAGCCUGCCGAACGCUCCCAGCGUGGUCAACACAUUUCUAUUGUGAAGAGUGUCAAAUUAACUAUCAUCACAACUUUUCGGUUGCGCAAGGCCGACGCCAUUACUAUUCAGGUAUUCCAGACAUUUUACAAGUCGGUUUCGUGA